Piliocolobus tephrosceles (Ugandan red Colobus) is the source of this 6355-nucleotide messenger RNA. RefSeq names its product pumilio RNA binding family member 2 (gene PUM2). Gene Ontology annotation, cellular component: cytosol; cytoplasm. Gene Ontology annotation, biological process: miRNA processing; regulation of mRNA stability. The record is from RefSeq and is a predicted model, not a curated record. NCBI's taxonomy places the organism in Eukaryota, Metazoa, Chordata, Mammalia, Primates, Cercopithecidae. Bases 454 to 3489 code for a protein of 1011 amino acids. Gene Ontology annotation, molecular function: mRNA 3'-UTR binding. The transcript is spliced from 22 exons.
GGUGGGGGGGGAGGGUGGUAGGUGGAGAAAGAAGACAUUGCCGCCACCGAAGGCAGAGGAGGGGGAGGACCGCCAAGAGCGACGCCGCCGUGUGCCCAACGGUCGGUGUCCCCGGCUGAGGCAGCGCGGCCGCAGCAGCCCUGUUUGAUCUGUGGAUGAAAUGAAUCAUGAUUUUCAAGCUCUUGCAUUAGAAUCUCGGGGAAUGGGAGAGAUGCAGAAAAGAGUCCAAGUCUCUCCUUUGGGCCACAAGAGGGCACCCUGCAGCUAGCUAACCCUCCCCUUCUUCAGAACAGCGUUUUCCAAAGAGUAUGUCAUUUUCAAAGGACUGAUUUAAGGCUUUUGCCUACCAAAAAGUUUUGGGAACCUGAUGAUUCAACAAAAGAUGGACAAAAAGGCAUAUUUCUUGGGGAUGAUGAAUGGAGAGAGACUGCAUGGGGAACUUCUCACCAUUCAAUGUCCCAGCCUAUUAUGGUACAGAGAAGAUCUGGACAGGGUUUUCAUGGAAACAGUGAAGUAAAUGCAAUACUGUCUCCGCGAUCAGAAAGUGGAGGCCUUGGUGUGAGCAUGGUAGAAUAUGUAUUAAGUUCUUCUCCUGCUGAUAAAUUGGAUUCUCGAUUUAGGAAGGGAAAUUUUGGCACUAGAGAUGCUGAAACAGAUGGACCUGAGAAAGGAGAUCAAAAAGGCAAGGCUUCUCCAUUUGAGGAGGACCAAAACAGAGAUCUUAAACAAGGAGAUGAUGAUGAUUCUAAAAUAAAUGGCAGAGGUUUGCCAAAUGGAAUGGAUGCCGAUUGCAAAGAUUUUAAUCGUACUCCUGGAAGUCGUCAAGCCUCUCCAACUGAAGUAGUUGAGCGCUUGGGCCCCAAUACUAAUCCCUCAGAAGGACUGGGGCCUCUUCCUAAUCCUGCAGCUAAUAAACCACUUGUUGAAGAAUUUUCAAAUCCUGAAACUCAGAAUCUGGAUGCCAUGGAACAAGUUGGUCUGGAAUCCUUACAGUUUGACUAUCCUGGUAAUCAGGUACCAAUGGACUCUUCAGGAGCUACUGUAGGCCUUUUUGACUACAAUUCCCAGCAGCAGCUCUUUCAGAGGACUAAUGCACUAACAGUUCAACAGUUAACUGCAGCUCAACAGCAGCAAUAUGCAUUAGCAGCAGCUCAGCAGCCACAUAUAGCUGGUGUAUUCUCAGCAGGCCUUGCUCCAGCUGCAUUUGUGCCAAAUCCAUACAUUAUUAGUGCUGCUCCUCCAGGGACCGAUCCGUAUACUGCAGCAGGAUUGGCUGCAGCAGCUACAUUAGCAGGUCCAGCAGUGGUUCCACCUCAGUAUUACGGCGUUCCAUGGGGGGUGUAUCCAGCCAACUUAUUUCAGCAGCAAGCUGCAGCUGCGGCAAAUAACACAGCCAAUCAGCAAGCAGCAUCACAAGCUCAGCCUGGACAGCAACAGGUUCUCCGUGCUGGAGCAGGUCAGCGUCCUCUUACUCCCAAUCAGGGUCAGCAAGGGCAGCAAGCAGAAUCACUUGCGGCAGCUGCAGCAGCAAAUCCAACUUUGGCUUUUGGUCAGGGUCUUGCUACUGGCAUGCCAGGCUAUCAAGUAUUAGCUCCAACUGCCUAUUAUGAUCAGACUGGUGCCUUAGUGGUUGGCCCUGGAGCAAGGACUGGCCUUGGAACUCCAGUUCGGUUAAUGGCUCCAACACCUGUUUUAAUUAGUUCAGCAGCAGCACAAGCUGCAGCGGCAGCAGCAGCUGGAGGAACUGCAAGUAGCCUUACAGGCAGCACAAAUGGUCUGUUUCGGCCAAUUGGCACUCAGCCACCACAGCAGCAGCAGCAACAGCAGCCAAGCACUAAUCUGCAAUCUAAUUCAUUUUAUGGAAGCAGUUCUUUGACUAAUAGCUCCCAGAGUAGUUCUUUAUUUUCUCAUGGACCUGGUCAACCUGGAAGUACAUCUCUUGGCUUUGGAAGUGGUAACUCUUUGGGUGCUGCUAUAGGCUCAGCCCUCAGUGGAUUUGGUUCAUCAGUUGGCAGUUCUGCAAGUAGUAGUGCCACAAGGAGAGAGUCUCUAUCUACUAGCUCUGACUUGUACAAAAGAUCUAGUAGCAGCCUAGCACCCAUAGGGCAACCAUUUUACAAUAGUCUGGGAUUUUCCUCCUCUCCAAGUCCAAUAGGCAUGCCUCUGCCAAGCCAAACUCCAGGACAUUCACUUACGCCACCGCCAUCACUUUCAUCACAUGGAUCCUCAUCCAGUUUGCAUUUAGGAGGACUGACAAAUGGUAGUGGUCGAUAUAUCUCUGCAGCACCUGGAGCAGAAGCAAAAUAUCGAAGUGCUUCAAGCACUUCGAGUCUAUUUAGCUCCAGCAGCCAGCUCUUUCCUCCUUCCCGGCUUCGGUAUAAUAGGUCUGAUAUUAUGCCUUCUGGCCGCAGUAGAUUAUUGGAAGAUUUCAGAAACAACCGCUUCCCGAACCUUCAACUUAGAGACUUGAUUGGACAUAUAGUUGAGUUUUCUCAAGACCAGCAUGGUUCUAGAUUCAUACAGCAAAAGUUAGAGAGAGCUACUCCAGCUGAGCGACAGAUGGUAUUUAAUGAAAUUCUGCAAGCAGCCUAUCAAUUAAUGACUGAUGUUUUUGGCAACUAUGUUAUACAGAAGUUUUUUGAGUUUGGGAGUCUGGAUCAAAAAUUAGCCCUGGCUACUCGUAUUCGUGGUCAUGUUCUACCCUUAGCCUUGCAGAUGUAUGGCUGCCGCGUUAUUCAGAAAGCAUUAGAAUCUAUUUCUUCUGACCAGCAGGUAAUUAGUGAAAUGGUAAAGGAGCUGGAUGGUCAUGUGCUCAAAUGUGUGAAAGAUCAGAAUGGAAACCAUGUUGUACAAAAAUGUAUCGAAUGUGUUCAGCCACAGUCACUGCAGUUCAUCAUUGAUGCUUUCAAGGGACAAGUAUUUGUGCUUUCAACUCAUCCUUAUGGCUGUAGAGUAAUUCAGCGCAUCCUAGAGCACUGCACUGCAGAACAGACCUUACCUAUCUUAGAAGAACUCCACCAACAUACAGAGCAGUUGGUACAGGAUCAGUAUGGCAAUUAUGUUAUUCAGCAUGUACUGGAACACGGUCGACCUGAAGACAAGAGCAAAAUUGUUUCCGAAAUCAGAGGAAAGGUUUUAGCCCUGAGUCAACACAAAUUUGCCAGCAAUGUAGUAGAAAAGUGUGUUACUCAUGCCUCCCGUGCUGAGAGAGCUUUACUGAUUGACGAGGUUUGCUGCCAGAAUGAUGGUCCUCACAGUGCCUUAUACACCAUGAUGAAGGACCAGUAUGCCAAUUAUGUGGUUCAAAAGAUGAUUGAUAUGGCUGAACCUGCUCAAAGAAAGAUAAUCAUGCACAAGAUUCGACCUCACAUUACUACUUUGCGCAAAUACACAUACGGGAAGCAUAUACUGGCCAAGUUGGAAAAGUAUUAUUUGAAGAAUAGCCCAGACCUAGGACCUAUUGGAGGACCACCAAAUGGAAUGCUGUAAAUUACAGGAGCACGAGAAAGAAGAUAAUUUAACCAUGUGAAAAGAAUUUUUUUGUGUGUGAAUUAUCAAAACACAACUCAACUAUGAAUCUUCAAUUUUUUUUUAAAGCAAAACUAUUUAUUGACUUUAUUCAUCCAUUUGUAAAUUUUUUAAGGUUCUUGUGUAUAUUUGGGGGGUGGGGGAUGAAUUAUAAAUUAUAUUCAGCCCUGAGUGGAGACCUAUCAGAUUGGAUUGCUGGCAAAGCACAGAAUGCCUGUAUAUGAUGUAACUGUAUCAAAAAUAAAAAGCUGUCACAUAUUUUGUAAAUUUUUACCUUGUAAAGUCACAAAAAUAGUUUUUAAAGGAAAAAGUACAGUAUUCUUUUAAUAAACUGGCUCACAGUCUGGUAGGUCUGCAACCCCAUAGCACAACAGGUUUAUAGAGAUGUAUAUAGAAUUAUAGUCCUUAUUUUUUUUCCUUUGCGUGAAACCUUUUAUAACAGAUUAACAAUCAACUGCAUAAAUAUUAUUAAUAUUUUAAAAAGUUAAGUUGUAUUUUGAUAAUUCACAAACUAUCAUGCAAAUAACGAGCAAGUAAGACAAGAAUAAAGUGGUUUGAGAUGAAAAGAACUUAACAUUAUUUACAGUAGAUGUGGUUUUAAUACAAUUACUGCCCUAAAAUGUCUCUGGCAAUGUACAGAAAUAUUGUAUAUACUUACAUAUGUCAUUGUUGUAAGAGUUAAGAAUACAAAAUCAUGGUGACACUUCCAAUUUAGUGCACUAAAUGAAAAGUUAAGUCACUAACUUUUCAGUUUGGUUUGCAAUGAGAAAGAGUGGAAAUUUGUAUUUUGUUUUGCUUAUAGAAUUACAGACUUAUUGAGGAAGUGUUGAGCUUUAUUUUGCUUUUUCAUAGAGGCAGAAAGUAGGAACCAGAUAGAGAUGAAAAGGGGCCACUGAAAAGUGAAUUUGAUAGCUCAGCAUUUAAGCAUGAUUACAUAUUCAGAUAGCUCUUUUUGCUUUCUAUAAAUAUAUGCAUUGUGUGUGUAGUAAUAGAUGUAAGUUUACACUUUGAAAGGAAAUCUUGUUUCAAUGUUUAUUAUAAAAGCCUUGCUAAUUUAGUAGUGAUGCUUUCCUUGGUUGUACAGGUGUACAUUUGUAAACCUUCAUGCUGUAAAUGGAAUUUGUUUUAUCUCUUUGGGAUACAUUUGCAUUUUAGUGUACAUUUACGUCCCUGCCCUCUUUGACCUGGCAAUAUAGUGUUGUAUAAUGUAAAUUUAUUUCUCCAAAUCGAGAGUGAUUUUUUAAAAAUUUUUUAUCUUUAUAUGGUUUCAGAAGUAUGAACCAGCUUUCUUUUUAUUAUUGUGAGAUCAUUUUGUUUUAUAACAUAGUUGUUGACUGUUAAUAUGGACACGCUAGAAUUUGGAUCACUUUCAAUUGAAGUCAGGGUAUUGUGCAUAAUAGAAAGUAUUGGACUGAGAUAUUUGGUUACCAUGGAGGCCAAUGCUUUUUUCAUCUUAUUAAAUGUGAUGUGACUUUUUUCUUUGUACAGAAGAGUACUGUAUUUUUGAAUAGCCUACUCCCAAGUAAGAGCAAAUCUGUAUGAUAACAUUUUUUUCUCUGGACAUAAGACAUAACAGUAACACGAUGUACAUUUACAAGCGGCCUUAUGUACAUUUCCCAACAAUCUUUUUAAGGCAAAAUUGUGACCAUAUGUGUAUAAUUAAAAUCGUUUUUAAUCCUUUGCCUAUGAAAAUAUUUUGGAAAAAAACUUGCUGUGUAUAUUCAGUUUCUGAAAGAUAAAGAAAGUGCUUUGUAUUUUGUUGAAGUCAGUAUUUUGUAUAAACAUUUAUGUUGACCCAGUUAUGUUUAGUGCUGAAAACUAAAAUGAACAUGCUAUCUCUGUCAGCUGAAUAUGGAAGAAAUCUUUUUUACUAGAGAUCUGCAGAAGAAAAGCAAUCUUCUGAGCACAAUAUGGAAUCUAAAGGUUUUAUCACUUAUUCAUAUUAUGAACCUAAAAAUAAUGGCAUAAAGUUUGGGGCUGCCAGGCAUACUUUUUCAUGUUUGGUGUUUAGUUAUUUUAGCUUUCUAACCCAACAUUCCUUGGUGAGGCCAUUAAAUCCAAACACUUGUCUCCGUUCCUUCUCAUGGUCACACUGGGUCAUCAGCAUGCCCCAGUCACUGCAGCAACGCCUUGGUGUGUGUUUGUUUCAUUUUUUUAAAACCCACACAAAGCCACUCUCACUUUUUCCUACAUUACCAACCUCAGAGUAUUUCAGCCCAUGUCGAACUUUUGUUCUCGGUAUCAGCCCAUGGUUUUAGGAUCAAAGCUGUCAUGUUGGAGAUUGGUAACGGCUUUCCUGUCUUUGUACAGCUGAAUUCUUAGUCUUCCUUCAUCCUUGCCCUCUGUUGGCACAGGCAUUAUCUGCAAUUGUAGAAAAUGACAAGUAGAGAUACUACAUUGAGAAACUAAACCCUGUCCUUGGGGUCCUGAUACUCCCAUGUGUCCCAGUGCUGACAACCCAGUCUUCCCAGUACUUUCAGGCCUGCUCUACAAAAAUACCUUUCUUGUAGAAAUUUUACAGUCUGCCAUUUUGGGUGCCCACCCCAAUUUUUACCUUUUAGUAAGUUCGCAUGAAAUUUUGGUAAAAUCUGAAAAUCACAUUUCAGAAUAAAGAAACAAUUGGGCAGAAACUACCUAGGCUUUACUCUUGAGUGUCUCCUUUUGAUAGGGAUUGUUUCUGGACCAGUUUGUCUAAGUCCUGGCUCUUAUUGGUUCAUAUGAAAUAAUGUUAACUUCACUUCUUUGUAUAUUAUGUAUAAAUUAGAAAAUGAAAAAUGUGUGAAUAACAUUGUAUGAAAUAAACCUGGUCUUGUGUUUUUCUCUAGAU